UGACACUUUGGCAGCGAGGUGUUUGUGUAAGAGUGUUUCUCAUAGCUCUCACACUAAUCCAUGACCACAAAAACAAACUUCCUAUUGCAUUGACACCACUCCGACAAGUCAUUAUUGUCUUUGAAGACGGUGUACUGGCCUAGGUUGUGCAGUUUUGACCCUCUGGCGUCUACAUAUUUAUGUUCUACACGCCAUUUGAACAGGUUGCAUUGUGGCGUGUGAGCGGUAUUAGUGAUGGUAUCUGUAAUCUCCCAUUAGUGUCCCCGUCAUCCAGGUUCCCCAUCACUCCCAUCAAGGCACAUGAGGGCCAAAGUACAUGAGACAACAUGGUGUGAGAAUGAGACAUAAUAGCAGUUUGUGUGUGAGUGCGCAUGUCUCUACAGGUCCUGUCCGUCCUGUCCUUCCUGUAUGUAUGAGAGAGAAGCACGUGACAAACAUCGAUGGAAAGAAAGAAAGAAAAAAACGAGAAAUGCGAGUGCAAGGAAGUGACGAGAGAGAGAAUUGGAGUGAGAGAAAGACGUCGAAAUAAUAGAGACGAAGGGCUGCUGGAAGCCAGAUGUUUUGCGGCUAAAAAAACCAGAGAUGAAUCAAAGCCAUGUGAAGAUAUUUAUUAGGUUCCCAUAGGAGCCCAGGCUGAAUUACAUGGAUCCCACUUUGUUUACAGUGGCAAGAACCCCGAAACCAGCCAUCACUUACACUACUGCUUUGGCUGGGAAUGUGAAGACUUCAUAUUUGGACUUAUAAAGGCUUUUGUCUUCAUUCUCUUCUCUCUCUCUGCUGGAGGAGCGAGCGGAGAAACACAUGGCUGUUUAGUCUGAAUCGAUGCCCUGAGCAAGAGAAGUAAAGAAGCAGAGGCCGCCUUCUUAAACGUGUACAAGAAAAUAAUUGAUGUCCCAGAUCCCGUACCUGUGCUGGAUCUGGCUCAGCAGCUCCAGCUGAAGCUCCAGAGGAUGCACGACAUUGAGACGGAGAACACCAAACUUCGAGAGACAUUGGAGGACUACAAUAAAGAGUUUGCGGACGUCAAAAACCAAGAGGUGACCAUUAAGGCCCUGAAGGAGAAGAUCCGAGAGUACGAGCAGUCCCUGAAGAAUCAAGCCGAGAACCUGGCACAAGAAAGGCAGCUCCAGCUUCACAACGACUAUGCAGAGAAGGAGAGGAAACUCCAGGAGAGCCAAGAUUCCAUGUCGUCACGGUUGGAAGAGGCCGAGCACAAAGCCCAGUCCCUCCACACAGCACUUGAAACAACUCAGGCCGAGCUCUUUGACUUGAAGACCAAGUAUGACGAGGAAUCCUCAGCAAAGGCCGACGAGAUCGAGAUGGUGAUGACGGACCUUGAAAGAGCCAAUCAGCGAGCUGAAGCAGCGCAAAGAGAAGCUGAGUCACUGCGGGAGCAGCUGUCCUUGACUAACCAAUCCCAGCCAGCCGCCAGCCCCACCAAGGCCGACCCCGACACGGAACAGGCAGCAGAGGUGGCAUCCCACUCAAGUCUGGAGGCGGAGCUCAGGGCCAAAGAAAGGGAAACCGCACAGCUGGUGGAGGACGUCCAGAGACUGCAGGCCAGCCUGACCAAACUCCGAGAGACCACCAGCACCCAGAUCACACAGCUGGAGCAGCAACUCAGCAGCAAGACGGCCGUUCUCAAGGAACUGGAGGAGAAGCUUGAGAAGCAAGCAGACUAUGAGGAGGUGAAGAAGGAGUUGGGUAUUCUGAAGUCAGUGGAGUUUGGAGCAUCGGACUCGGCGCAGGAUUCAUCCAAACCUCUGGAGGUGUUGUUACUGGAGAGGAACCGCAGUCUUCAGUCGGAGAGUGCCGCACUACGCAUAGCCAACACUGAGCUCAGUGGGUCAGCCGGGCGGAAAGGGUCAGAAGAGAAGACAACCAAGGAGGAAACCAGCAACCCUUCUUCUUCGCCACCUCCUCCCCCUCCUUCUCUUCCUUCCUCCUCGCAGCCUCCCCUAUCUCGCGCUCACACAAUCGCCCUCAACACCGCCACCACUACCAGCAGCAGCGGGGAGACGCACCCGUUCACUCCAACUGGCAUUGGACAGGACUUCUACUCUCCCGUCUUCCCGCUGGUGGGCGGUAAAAUGGCUCUGAACUCCUUGAUCCAGCGGCAGCUGCUCCAGACCUUCUACUCCAAAGCGUUGCAGGAGUCUUCUGGGAUCCCCAGCGGGGCUUUACUGUUCACCCCCUUCACUCCCACCCUCAGCUCCAUCCCGACCUCCACCCCCGGCUCCGGCUCUGCCGCCGUCCCUCUGGCCGCCAGCAGCCCCCAGCCGCCCCCGGCCAGCCCGGACAUGGGUCCCGUCAACGGGAGCAGCACCGCCGGCAGCGCCCCCUCGCCGUCACCCAGCCACUCUGACGCCACCACGGGGAGUGUUUUGGACGGCGAGGACAUGGACACGGCGGAGAUUGCCCGGCAGGUGAAAGAGCAGCUGAUCAAGCACAACAUUGGCCAGCGUGUGUUUGGCCACUACGUGCUGGGACUCUCCCAGGGUUCGGUCAGCGAGAUCCUUGCCAGACCAAAGCCUUGGAACAAACUCACCAUCCGGGGGAAGGAGCCCUUCCACAAGAUGAGGCAGUUUCUGGCCGAUGAGCAGAACAUCCUUGCCCUGCGCAGCAUCCAGGGACGGCAAAGAGAGGGCUCAGGCCAGCCCCAGCUUAGCCGAAUGUUUCAGGAUGUUCCGAAGCGGAGAACCCACUCCAAUACAGCUUCACACACAGGGAACAUCACUGCUCGCAUCCGCACUCCAGACGCCGGUUCGGACGAGGCCAUCAAGUCCAUUCUGGAGCAGGCCAAAAGAGAGCUGCAGGUGCAGAAAGCCGUGUGCGGCCCUCGGUGGAAAAAGUUUGGACACCCCUGCCUUAAAACAACAGAUUUGUCCCAGGUGCAGCCCUCGUACGCGGGCCUCAAAGGAGGAGGUUGCAGCAGCAUGGGAGGCGGCAGUGGCUCAGAUGAGGCCAUUCGCUCCAUCCUGGAACAAGCUCGCAGAGAGAUGGAGGCCCAGCAGGCCGCCUUGGAGCCCAUCCUCAAAGCCUCAUCUUCCUCAUCCUCCCUCGGGUCCUUGUCUCAGAGAGACUUCAUGAGCUCGCCGCUCACUGCUCCCCUCCCCCCUUACAACCCUCUCGCGCUCUCCCUCAAGAAGCCGACCAGCUCCCUGUUGUCCUCCCCGUCCUCCCCGUCGCCGGUCUUGGACUUCAGCUCCAGCAUCAAGAAGGAAGCUCGCUCUUCUCUGGGCGUGGACGCCUCAAUGGACGGAGCUCUCAGGCAGAGUCGGAGCUCCGAGGGCUCAGCGCGCUCGGGCAGCGGUGCUGGAGGAGUGGGUUACUGGAGGGAGCAGUGGUGGAGCAGCAUGCACACGGACCACCGCAGGCCCGCAGCUGGAGACGAGAACCACAACCAGGAGGACUCCAAAGAGGGAAUACUGAGUGACGGUCUGUCUCGGAACAAGUCCUGGAACAAACAGAACCAGAGGAACCGGGAGCCGUACCUGCGCAUGCAGCCGUGGCUCAACGGAGACCAGGGACAGAACGCACACAUCCAGCCAGCUCAGAACCAAGAGGGUACUCCCAAGACAUCCGCAAGCUGCAGCCCCGCCCCAGAGUCACCUCUCAGCUCAGCUGAAGAGUCCGUCAACGGUCUGGCAGGAGAUCUGCUUACAUCGCAGUCGUCUGGUCUCAAGCCCAGCUCUGAAGAUCCCACAUGUGGAGACUCUCAGCCCGGCACCCCGCUGCCAAUACCGGGCCACUCGGGUCUAAGCAUUCAGGAGAUGGUUGCAAUGUCUCCUGAACUGGAUACGUACGCAAUUACCAAGAAGGUGAAGGAGGUGCUGACCGACAACAACCUUGGUCAGCGUCUGUUCGGGGAGACUAUCCUGGGUCUGACACAAGGUUCCGUCUCAGACCUGCUGGCCAGACCCAAACCCUGGCACAAGCUCAGCCUGAAGGGUAGGGAGCCCUUUGUGCGCAUGCAGCUCUGGCUGCAGGACCCGCACAGUGUGGAGAAACUCAUGGACAUGAAGCGGCUGGAGAAGAAAGCCUACAUGAAGAGGAGGCUGAGCUCUUUGAGUGACGGCCAUUCUGUGGAUGUGGGCCUCGUGGGGCCGGACUACACGCAGGGCUCUCAGAGUCCGGGGCAGCAGCAUCUGAAGAAACCCAGGGUUGUGCUGGGACCCGAGGAGAAGGAGGCCCUGAAAAGGGCGUACCAACAGAAACCGUACCCCUCCCCUAAGACCAUUGAGGAGCUGGCCUCCCAGCUCAACCUGAAGACUAGUACUGUCAUUAACUGGUUCCAUAAUUAUAGGUCACGUAUCAGACGAGAACUCUUCAUCGAGGAGAUCCAGGCAGCAGGAGGAAUGGGGCCCGGCAGCGAGGGGGGCUCGCCUUCCCUCCGGGGGUCUAAAGCCGGAGAAGGGGACAGCUGUGACGGGACAGAAUCCGAGGGCACGGUGGAGACGCGCCAGGGAUUCGGCGUGGGCCUGGAGGACCACAGGGGAGUGUGCAAGGACCACGACAUGGAGGCGGAGUCCGAAGCAGGGGGCUCUAAUAAUUCCCCUGCCCAGGUAGACUGCGUCCCCCCAGGGUCGAGUUGCGGAUUAGGCCUCUUCAGCCUCACGGAGGCGUCCCCCAGUAGCUCCGCAUCGAGUACUAAUAUACCGGCCAGGAAUCCCAGGGACAACAAUCUGCGGAAGAAGAAAGCGGCCAACCUCAAUAACAUCAUUCACAGGCUGGAGAAGGCUGCCAGUAAAGAGGACCCCUCGGAGUGGGAGUUCUAGCACCCCCUCCCCCUCCCGACCGUCCCUUCGCCCCUCUCGUCUCAUAACCUCACGACCUCUAACUCCGACCCCUCCUGCUCUGUUCCAGUCGGAGAGUGGACGCAGCCAAAGUCAAGCUCAGCAGCCAUUUUUACUACCGAGAAGCUUUCCCAAAAAAACAAAAGAGGAAAGAAACAAAGCGUGGUUGGCAAAAAGUCUCCCGCCAGAAGAUUUACUGAUUACUUAGAAGAACAAAAUAAGAGAACUUAAGUGUCUCUCCUUUUUUUUAAACGGAGUUUUGUUUUUGUACUGAGAAAAGCACUUAGCCGUCCUGCUGGCCUCCGGCCCUGCUGUACCCCGACCCCCCCAUCACCAGCCACUGGUGCACCAGACUGGUUAGUCCCGAGCCGGGGGUCUGACCCACGGCCCGGGCUGAGAACCUGGACUGGGUAAGACAGCAGCUGUCCCAGUGAGAGACACUGCUAGAUGAUAGAUAGAGACAGGAACUCUCUUGCAAGAACUCUCACUUUUUUUUGGAAAGGAGAUGUCUUUUUCCCGCUCUUCUUCUCACCUCCCAAGUGUCCACAGACCUCCCCUCACUCAGUGAGACGCCUCAUUUUUCACACUGUAGAGUGACUGUUACAAACCCUUUGCCUUUUUCACUCACUGCGUGUCUGCGUGUCGGUUUUAGUUUGGUUUUUUCGUAUGUUUAGGGGUCGUGUCAGUGUGCACCCGUGUGUGUGUGUGUGCGUGCGUGUGUGUACACCACAAACGCUGUGUGUGUGUUGUCUCGAUGGCAGCACGUCUGCUUCACUCCUACACUCUUAAGAGGGUCAUGCCAGGCCCGAGUUGCCAUGGUUACCGAUAUACAAACUUUGACCUGUGGUGUCCUCUAUCCUAUCCUGCUGACAGCCAUGUGAUGGCCAGAAGGAUCACUUCAUUUCUCACACACACACACACACACACACACGCACACACACACACACACACACGCACACACACACACACACACGUCUGGAAAGGAAGGAGAGAAGGAGCCCCCUUUUUUUUGCCUCCUUAGGUCCUCCUUGAAGGAAAGAGGGGUCAUCUCUCCUUUAUUUCUUCAUCUUGCAAUUUGGUUGCCAAUAAGAGAUUGCACAGUCUUUUGACUCUAAAGAAAACAAAAUAGGGACUUUUUAGGAUGCAUUUUAAUUAGUACAAAAUAAGCAGAAAAGAGAAUAACAAGUUACUGUUUUUUUGUUGUUGUUUUUUUUAAGCAAAUUACCAUAUUUCCUUGAAUCGCCGCCGGUGCGCUAAUUGUUUUAAAACCUCUUCUCACUCCGGCACUCAGGCAUGCGGUAAAUUUAGGCCUGCGCUUAUAAAUUUGAGUGUGAUGUAAGGAUACCAUCAUGAAAAGCACAUUUAAUUAAAAAAAAUGCUGUCCAUGUGCAGCUCCUUCUGAUCAAAAGCAUCGAUAACUUGUUUAUAGAAGUCUUCCUUAUCUUUCUUCAGUUUUAAAAGUCUCUUUGUCUCGAUGGAGAUCUUCCUUUAUUACCUCUUGCUUCAAUUGAAAGUCCAGUUUAGAAAACUGUUUUAUUUUAGAUAUGUAAUCCUCCAUGUUAAAAGUGCAAGCGAGAGGAAAAAAAAUAAAGGAUCGCUGCUCACUCUUGCUGCUUGUUGUCACUUCUUCUGCAGCCGAGUAGUCGCAAGAAGGAUCACUAGCGCUCUCUACCACCAGGAGGCGGGAGUCAUUUAAUGACUCAUAUUUGACACACGCAGCUACGGUAUAUUAAUAAAACAUAGCUGCUUACUGUUCUUUUUAGCAUAUUCAAUAGCUUGGACCUUAAAUCCUACUGAAUAGCUCUUAAUCUUCUUCUCUUUAUGCAAUUUCAAACGAUUGAAAUCAGCCUCCUCCAUUUUGAAAAUGAUGACAGGUUAAGUGUCACUCGUGACGUGACGAGUUUGACCCUGUGGAAAUUCUAGACAUAUGCUAAUUAUUUGGCGAAACGAGUUUGACCCGGCGGAAAUUCUAGACAUGCGCUAAUAAAAAUAAUAUUUUGCGAAAUGAGUUUGACCCUGCAGUAAUUCUAAACAGGUGCAUACUAUAUACCCGGCGGCAAUUCAAGGAAAUGGUAGGUUGGAAUAAUGUUGCAUCGUCACAAACUAAUGAAUUCACGUAGUACUGUAGCUGGUGAUACUUAAACUCUUCUUUUCUAGGUCGUCACAGUUUGACCCAGCACUGGAUUUGCUCGAGUGCGUGUGGAUGUUUGGUGCGUGUGUGUGUGUGCGUGCGUGUGUGUGUGUGUGUGUGUGUGCGCGUAUCUCCAGCUAAUUUCCUGUUCACAAACACAUCUUUUUAUAGGCCAAAUCAGGAAGAGCGUGUGCGUACAUGUGACGGUGCGUCUCGUGUGUGUGUUUCCCUGCAUGUAAGUCAGGGUCGAGGUCAAUUCACUCAGAGUUUCAAUUUACAAAAGUUCCUAAAGAAGCAUGACGAAGCUCCUGGUUUUUUGCAAUGUACAGUAUUUGAUUCCUUUUUUUUUUUUUUUCGUUAUUUGGAAAGUCCACUCACUCCGAACCCGGGGUGAGUAGUUCCACUUUUUUCUCCAGUCUUCCCUGUAUCCAGGGAGUCUUUUUACAUUCAAUUCUACUGUAUACACUACAAUUUGUAAGGGAUAUCACCUCCUCCUACUUUUCCUGGUCCCACACAAGCCCUCAGUGCCUGUCAGUCCACUGCCUCCCCUUUGUGUGUGUGUGUGUGUGUGUGUGUGUGUGUGUGUGUGUGUGUGUGUGUGUGUGUGUGUGUGUGUGUGUGUGUGUGUGUGUGUGUGUGUGUGUGUGUGUGUGUGUGUGUGUGUGUGUGCGUGUGUGUGUGUAUCCGAUGAGUGUGGGGGGGUUGAUAUUUCUACUUGCACACACUACUCGUGCACAACUGACACCCUUCUUUUAAAGAUGCGUUACCAUUAAUCUUCUCUCACCACCUAGUAUAAUACAAUGAUUUACUGUAGCUUGGUUGUAUUGCUAUUUUGUUGUUGUUGUUGUCGCAUUUAUAGUUUUGGUUGUUAUUCUGCUUAUUUAUAGGUGCUGUCAUAUUUCAUUUAAUGUCUUAUCAUUUGAGUUGUCUAUUUUUUAAGGGAUUAUACUGUUCCUGAGGGCAAGUAACAUUUUUUUCUUAGACGUUAUAGACUGCCGGCAGUAUUGGUUGAUAUUUACAAAGAUGUACUAGUUCUCAUUUGUUUGUAUAUUCAUGAAUUCUUAAGAAAAGCAAGUUUUAGUGUCAUUUCAGUAGCUCUUAAAUAAUGCGUUUGCUACGCCUCACGCCCCCCCCCCCCCCCCCCCCCCCCCCCGGAGCUUUUUGCGUUCUUUUCCAUGACAGUUAUGCUCUCGAAUUGCUAGCUCAAGAAUGAACAAACAUAUCAAGAUGAGUGAUGAUUGAUAGCAUAUCUAUUUCCCCGCUGAUCAUUUCUCCUGGUCUUGUGUCAGCUCUGUCAUAUCCUCCUUAAUCACAUCAUCGAUGAUCAGGUCCGGGUGUAAGCUCGUUGUCACAAGAAAUGAACCCAUGCUGCAAAGAGGUCAUAUCUGCCAAAUUGAGAUUAGACGAGUUGUACCAGCUAGCAACCUGCAAUUAUUAAGAAUUUCUAUUCUCUAGCGGUCGGUAUAGCCAAGCACUUAUUAGGACAGGGUCUGUACAACACUACACCGGAGUACCAUCCCAGGCUCCUGGGAAAUGGAGGCCUUUUAUUCGUCAGCGUGGUUGUAAACCAAGCACAGACUCCCGACAUUAAAACAGAAAACAAACGCCACAGACAGAAGGGAAACACAUCCCACGUGGUUACAAUUAGUCACCGCCUUUCCAAACAGAAUUCUCUUCUCACGCUAUAUGGACUCAAGUAUUGGAACAUGGCUGUUGUAACAGCUACGAUGUGUGGAAGGAUUUUUCAGGUCUUCCCAAAUGUGUUUAACAGCGUCGAGGUCAGGGCUCUUGUUCUUCCUCACCUGUCAGGUUCAAACACCAAACAAGACAAAAAGCAAAAAAUCAGGCAGAGACAGAGUCCAAAUUAGCUCAUGAGGAGAAAGGUCUGGGGCUGCACACUCAGUUACAGUCUCACACCACGCUCUUAAGGUACAGCCCUCGCGCUCCUCUAUUUAUUUGGAAGUUCGCUGAGGCUGCCUCUAAAGGGAGUGGUCACACAUUAUACUCAUUGUAGAUUGUCACAUCAAAACUAUGAAUGAACACACGUGGAGUUAUGUACUUAACACAAAAAAGGUGAAAUAACUGAAAUCAUGUUUUAUGUUCAAGUUUCUUCAAAAUAGCCACCUUUGUUCUGAUUACUGCUUUGCACACUCUCGGCAUUCGAGUCCUCUGGGAACUCCUUCAAGACUGUUGGAAUGCCGUUUCAGGUGACUACCUCUUGAAGCUCGUUAAGAGAAUGCCAAGAGUGUCCAAAUAGUGGCUAUUUUAAAGAAACUCGAAUACAAAAUGUUCCAAACUCCUGUUUCCGCAUACAGUACAGGCCAAAUGUUUGGACACACCUUCUCCUCAUUCAAUCUUUAUUUUCAUGACUAUUUACAUUGUAGAUUGUCACAUCGAAACUGAAUGAACACAUGUGGAGUUAUGUACUUAAAAAAAAAAUAACUGAAAACAUGUUUUGUAUUCGAGUUACUUCAAAAUAGCCACCCUUUGCUCGGAUUUCUGUUUUGCACCCUCUUGGCAUUCUCUCCAUGAGCUUCAAGAGGUAGUCACCUGAAAGGAUUUUCCAACAGUCUUGACAGAGUGCCCAGAGGUCCGAAAUGCCAAAAGUGUGCAAAGCAGUACUGAAAGCAAAGGGUGGCUAUUUUGAAGAAACUUGAACAUAAAACAUGAUUUCAAUUACCGGUAUUUCACUUUUUUUUGGUUAAAUACAUAACUCCACAUGUGUUCUAUUCAUAGUUUUGAUGUGACAAUCUACAACACGGGUCAGCAACCAGUGAGCUGCACCAAUAUUUUAAAUUGUAUUUAUUUACUAGCAAGCUGGUCUCACUUUGCUGGACAUUUUUAAUUCUAAGAGAGACAAAAUUCAAAUAGAAUUUGAAAAUCCAAGAAAAUAUUUUAAAGACUUGGUCUUCACUUGUUUAAAUAAAUUCAUUUAUUUUUUUACUUUGCUUCUUAUAACUUUCAGAAAGACAAUUUUAGAGAAAAAAAUACAACUUUAAAAAUGAUUUUAGGAUUUUUAAACACAUAUACCUUUUUACCUUUUCAAUUCCUUCCUCUUCUUUCCUGACAAUUUAAAUCAAUGUUCAAGUAUUUUUUUUUUUAUUGUAAAGAAUAAUAAAUACAUUUUAAUAUAAUUUUUCAUUUUAGCUUCUGUUUUUUCGACGAAGAAUAUUUGUGAAAUAUUUCUUCAAACUUAUGAUUAAAAUUCCCCAAAAAUAUUCUGGCAAAUCUAGAAAAUCUGUAGAAUCAAAUUUAAAUCUUAUUUCAAAGUCUUUUGAAUUUCUUUUAAAAUUUUUGUUUGGAAAAUCUAGAAGAAAUAAUGAUUUGUCUUUGUUAGAAAUAUAGCUUGGUCCAAUUUGUUAUAUAUUCUAACAAAGUGCAGAUUGGAUUUUAACCUAUUUAAAACAUGUCAUCAACAUGCUAAAAUUAAUCUUAAUCAGGAAAAAUUACUAAUGAUGUUCCAUUAAUUCUUCAUUUAAUUUUUUCAUAAAGAUUCAAUUAGUUAGUUUUAUUUCUUAUUUUUUUCGGUAGAUUUUGGAAUUUUAAAGAGUUGAAAUUAAAGAUAAACUAUGUUUCAAAAUGUAAUUUUCAUUUUUUUCAUGUUUUCUCCUCUUUUAAACCGUUCAAUUAAGUGUUUUUUUCAUAAUUUAUUCUCUACAGAAAACCUUCCGUAAAAGGAAAAAAAUGUACGACAGAAUGACAGACAGAAAUACAAUUUAUUUAAGUGUGUAUCAAACUGGUAGCCCUUGGCAUUAAUCAGUACCCAGGAAGUAGCUCUUGGUUUCAAAAAGGUUGGUGACCCCUGGUCUACAAUGUAAAUAGUCAUGAAAAUAAAAACUGAAAGAGGAGAACGUGAGUCCAAACUUUUGGCCAGCACUGUAUGUGGAAACAGGAGUUUAGAACAGGGGUGUCCAAAGUGCGGCUCGGGGGCCAUUUGUAGCCCGCAGCUAAUUGUUUACCGGCCCGCCACACACUCUUCAAAAAUUGCAAAAUUGAUAGUAUUGCAAAAAUUAAUUAAAAAAAAAAAACAUUUAAGAAAAAUGAAAUGAGGUGAAAUCUAAUGAGAAAAUGUUGACACAAAGCUGCCAUGCAGGCAGUUUUUUUUUUUCCAUUGCUCAAAAAAAAUGGACAAACAAAUCUAUGUUAUAAUGAAUUUUUACUUUAGAAUUAUCACUUUAACAUGUUUUAUGUGGAACAAAUAUUGCAUAUGUUGUGGGGUUGCCAUAUAAAAACAAAGUUUUGACAAAAGAGCAUAAAACCAACAAAAUAAUAGUUCAAACUUAAAAUCGACAGAUAUAUUGGAAGUUGAUCUUGAAAUUUAAGUGUUAAAAGUAAAAAAAAAAAAACGAAUAAAAAUGUAUCACUUUAUGAGUGGGGAACCUUUCGGAUCUCAAAUAUAUUUAGUAGGAUUUUAUUGAACUUUUCACUAUGAUUACUCAAAACUAUUAAAUAAUUAAAAUCAAUGGUGUCCUGCAUUAUUGAUCUUUGAGGGCUUUAAUUCCUAAAUAAAGGAACUCUCCUGAAGGAAUCAAUAAAGUACUAUCUAUCUAUCUAAAUACUGCAUAUUUCAGUUUUAGAAUAGAAGAAGAAUAGAAUGAACUUUAUUGUCAUUAUAUUUGCAUAUAACGAGAUUAAGACUCAAACUUAAGGUGCGGUAGUGGGAAGAAAUAUGGGGUAAAAUAAAUGACACAAGAGGUAAUAAAGGAAAAACUAACAAUUGAAAUAAACAGACUACUGUCCAAUAAAAAUAAUAAGCAAUUCUGUACAAUAUACAAAACACUGUAGAAGUACAAAAUACAAAUACUGUACAAUAUACAGAACAAGACAGGAGUACCGAAGUAAUAAAUAACAAUCAGUGUCGGACGUAUUGCACUGGAAGUGUAGUAUUGCACAGUAGGGUAUUAGGGCAUUAUAUUGUAUAUAGGGGUGAAUUAUUAUUAUUAUAAGUUAGAGUUCAACAUGGUGACAGCUUUGGGAAAGAAGCUGUCUCUGAGCCUGUUUGUUCUGGCUCUGAUGCACCUGUAGCGCCUGCCCGAUGGUAGCAAGGUGGAAGCCAGGGUGUGUGCUGUCUUUAGUGGUGUUUUUUUUGUUCUGUUGAGGCAACGGGAGUUGUGUAAGUCCUUCAGGGAGGGCAGGGGACAGCCGAAGAUUUUUUGUGCAGACUUUACGACCCUCUGAAUCACCUGUUUGUCUGCUUCAGUGCAGAUGGCGUACCACACUGUUAUGCAGUACGUCAGCAGGCUCUCCACAGCCGUGCGAUAGAAGGUCACCACCAGCUGCCUCUCCAGUCUGUUCUUCCUCAGCACCCUUUUACUAUAAAAAACAAAGUUGUCUUUGACAGAAAAGGCAUAAAACCUUAUUUGUUUUACUUUAUAUCAACCUCAAGUUGAUACAGAGAUUUACUGUAAGCUUUAAAUAAAAAAAUAAUAUUAAUAAUUUGACUUAUUUUUAACAUUUUAGUGACUGAGACCCUCUAUGCUCCCCAGGAGCUUAAGGAUUUAAAAAAAAUCCAUAUAUUUUGUUGUGCUUUGAAAAUGAAAAAUAUCAAAUUUUCUCUGUGGAAAAGUUAGGACACCCCUGGUUUUGAACAUUCAGAAAGUUUUCAUGAAUGAGUAAUAGUUUCCCACCCCUAGAGGAGAACAACACUUAAUUAUUGAACCAACAGGAGAGGCGUCCCAAUACUUGUGUCCAUACAGCGCAAGCCGUCGUGUCGGUCGUCCCUUCCUGCGGGCGACAGGUGUCAAACAUCCGAAGGCCGGCGGCGGACGACAUCGGCACGCUUUUCUAGCUACUGCGACAUUGUACCAAGCACUUAAACCCUUUGAGCCGUCGCCUUGUCCCCCGCCAUCCUCCAACCACGUCAGAUCUGUGCCUUUAACUGCCAAGCAGGGCACCCGACUUGCGAUAUCAAAGUCUGAUCCACAUGGAGUCCCCUCAAACACCCCCAAGCCGUCGUCUCUCCUGGAGAGGGUGUGUGUGUGUGUGUGUGUGUGUGUGUGUGUGAGUGUGUGUGUGUGUGUGUGUGUGUGUGUUUGUGUUCUUAAGGAUGGACCCCCUCGGGCUAAGGCGGGUCCCCCAGCAUGACGACGUGGUUGUGCAUAUCUCAGCACGCAGCAAACACUGUAAUAACACUGAAUUUAUUCAUAGGGCAUUUUUCUUUCUUUUCCGUCUGUUCCGUGUCAGGUUUGCUGUGGCGUCACUGCAGGUAUUGAGAUGACGUGUGCCAACUGUUUGGAGAAGAGGAAAAAAAAAAGUGUAAAUAAGCAGCUCCGGAGUCACUUAGUGUCACAGUGUGCUUUUAUUUUGAAGGCAGGACGAGAGAAGGGACGAUUCAGGACUUUUUUUCCAUGAUCCACAGAUAUUUUUCUACAAAUUUAAAGAUGGAGAUGAUUCUAUACACUGUUGUAAAGGUGUAACAGAUGCUGUAUAUCACGACUUGUUUGUUUUGUUUUUCUUUUCCGAAGUCGUAAAGCUUUACUGUAUGAUCUGUUUUUUGAAGUAGUGCUUAUUCAUGUUUUUGUUGGUUGUGUUUGAAGCCUGGACAGCAGCACUGGUCACCCUAUUCAGGAAAAAAAAAACCUUUAAAAAAGAAGAAAGAAAAACCUCAGAUGUUUUUUUUUUUUUGUAAUAAUAAUAAUAAUACUUUUAGAAUAUAUGUAAUGAAGUGGGUUUUGUAAAGAAUGACAGCAGUGCUGUAUGCAGAGCACACACCUAACACAGCACAAUACACUCAUGCUCGCCUCUUCCUUUCUCCAUUUCUUUUUCAAUCUUUUGGAAUUGUCCCCUCAACCUUUCUGGAAUGCUCAACAUUUCAGUGGAGAAAACACAACAAAAAAAAAGGAAGCAAAAAGCCAAAUAGUGACGUAGUGGUCCACAUGUUGUCGUCUCCCUCCUGUAGCUUCAACCACCGUGUAGACUGACAACCAAAAUGUCCCGGGGAGGAGAGAGAGAGAGAGAGAGAGAAUUCCUUCCCUCCCCUCCCUCCUCUCCAACGUUGGAAAGCUUUAAGAUGUUUGUUGAGGCUUUAGCACGUCUUUUUCUUUUUCUUCCCAAGUCCAUUUGACCCUAAGCGGAACACUUCUGCUUAGUUGAAACGUGUGCGUGAGUGUGUGUGUGUGUGUGUGAGUGUGUGUGUGUCGUUGACAAAAAAAAAGGAUGCAUGACCGUAAAAGGGACACUUCAUUCCCUCCCGCCCGUCGCCCUCACCUCUCUCAGCACUUCCGUCACACACGAGAUGCUGUUUUUUUUUUCCUCAUGUUUUCAUGUAUCAUGGCUUUCUUUAUAUCUUUCUAUUUACUAAACGUAACAUGUUGUUUGUUCCCAGCACUGUAAGACAGUCCCUUCUGCAAACAUUGAAAAAGCAAUAUCACUGUAUGAAACUUUCACGAUGUAUUUGUUAUGAUUGACAUUUGAUUCAUCAUCAUUAUUAUUCACAUGCACCCUAGGUGUGAUAAUUGAAGUAAAUCUCUUUUAUACAAAUACUA
Nerophis ophidion (straightnose pipefish) is the source of this 14411-nucleotide messenger RNA. RefSeq names its product cut-like homeobox 1b (gene cux1b). NCBI's taxonomy places the organism in Eukaryota, Metazoa, Chordata, Actinopteri, Syngnathiformes, Syngnathidae. The record is from RefSeq and is a predicted model, not a curated record. Gene Ontology annotation, biological process: regulation of DNA-templated transcription; intra-Golgi vesicle-mediated transport. The transcript has 22 exons. Gene Ontology annotation, molecular function: DNA-binding transcription factor activity, RNA polymerase II-specific; DNA binding. The coding region runs from base 951 to 4778 and encodes 1275 amino acids. Gene Ontology annotation, cellular component: Golgi membrane.